Molecule: messenger RNA, 5853 nt
Organism: Condylura cristata (star-nosed mole)
Lineage: Eukaryota; Metazoa; Chordata; Mammalia; Eulipotyphla; Talpidae
Gene: LRIF1
Product: ligand dependent nuclear receptor interacting factor 1
Exons: 4
Coding region: 1175-3463 (762 amino acids)
Biological process (GO): regulation of DNA-templated transcription
Molecular function (GO): nuclear retinoic acid receptor binding
Source: RefSeq, a predicted model, not a curated record
ACCAAAAAAAAAAAGCCUUUAAAUUGGCUAUCUUUUGUCAAGCUCUUAAAUAUGAACAUGAAGCAAUUUACAUAGACACUCCCUAUGCCUGAUAAAACUGGGUCUUCUAAGUCACGAACCACACAGUUCAAUCCCUUGCUGAACUAGGUCUACCACUUAGCAGAGCCUGAACCCUAUCUCCUAUAAAAGACUUAGCAGGAACUAAGAGACUUUAAAAAUUAUUUUCCCUGGAUAUGUAAAGUAAAAUGUCAAAAACAACAACAAAAAACCAUCUAUAGGGGAAUGAAACUUAGAAAAUGAACGAACAAUGAAGUUUUGGGCGAAGCAUGAUGAAGAUGGGGGGAGGGGCAGCCUUGGCUACAUCUAUAGAGACAUCGUUUCAGUAGUGAGGAGAAAACGGAGAACCCUUCAGGAAGCAGCAAUCACACAGCGCUAUCAGAAGGCAUCGAGAAUUUUUCCACGCCGUGAGUGCAAGUCGACUCCAAAAGAGCCUUCUCAUGUCUCUCAAAGCACCGACGGGAGAGAAAAACUCUCAACAGCGGCGAAAGCAAGGCAGGAAAUUUAUGAUUGACCCCGGAAAUGUUUUAUUUUGCGUAGGUAUACGGAGAAUUUCCUUUCGCGAUUCGUUGCUUGAUCCGGAAGAAGAGAUAGCCAAACUCCCUUGCGAUUGGGUGGUGUCAUCAAGGCGGGGCUUUAGCGAGCCAUUCACAUUGGCUCCCGGAUGUGACGAUACGGAAGUCGCUGGCUGAGCUUCGCUCGGGCUGUCGGCUUCGGUGGGUGGGGUCGCCGAUUCCUUUAGUCUCACCGCAGACUCGGCCCUGCUGGGGGUGGUGCCAUUGAGAGCCACGCCUCCCACGCCGACCUUGGUGGCUCUGGCGCGGUGUCGUAGGCCCUGGGGGCGGAGACUCGGGCAGAUUCUUGGGAGCUCGGAGCGUAGCGCUCGGCGUCCCCCUCUUCGCGUCUUCCGGUUUCAGGGCUCUGAGCCGCCUCCCUCUUACGCCCGAGGUGCCGCCCCAUCGGGAGCCGCCCUCCCCGUCCUAUCAGCUCCGAGCCCCUCAGACUUGCCCCGGUCAACUCCAGCCCAGCCUUUUCUCUCGCUCUUGCCCCUUUUGGGGCACCUCGGCCCCACAUUGCCCACUUCCCUGGAUGUGCUGGCCCCUUCCGCUCCUUUAAAAUGUCUAAUAACCUGCCGAGGGUCUUGUUGAAACCCGCAAAGGAAAAGUCGGGCGACGCUUCCCAUUGUGUUUCAGGCUGCAUGUACCAAGUAGUUCAGACGAUUGGCUCGGAUGGAAAAAAUCUUCUGCAAUUACUUCCAAUUCCUAAUUCCUCUGGAAAUCUUAUACCACUAGUUCAAUCUCCAGUCAUGUCUGAUGCUUUGAAAGGGAAUACAGGAAACUCAGUUCAAGUUACUUUUCAGACUCAGAUUUCCAGCACUUCCACAACUGCUUCAGUUCAAUUGCCCAUUUUUCAGCCACCCAGUUCUUCAAACUAUAUUCUUACAAGAAAAGUAGAUACAGCAGAAAAAGUUAGAGUUACUUCUGUGGGAACUGAAAAUGUUACCUCAUCAGUUUCUAAAGUUCAGAGUCAUAGUGUCAAAAUUGAUGGACUCACCAUGCAAACAUUUGCUGUUUCUCCCACCUCAGCACAAAAUGAUUCAUCUUUUUUUAUAGUAAAUACUCAGAGUCUUCCAGUGACUGUGAAGUCUCCAGUUUUGCCUUCUGGGCAUCAUUUACAGAUUCCAGCCCAUGCUGAAGUGAAAUCUGUACCAGCGUCAUCAUUGCCUCCUUCAGUUCAGCAAAAGAUACUUGCAUCUGCAACCACAAGUACCUCAGGAACAGUUGAGGCCUCCCAAAUACCAACCGUUAUUUACGUAUCUCCUGUAAAUACAGUGAAAAAUGUAGUUACCAAGAACUUUCAAAACAUUUACCCAAAACCUGUUACAGAAAUAGCAAAGCCAGUGAUACUAAGUACCACACAAAUUCCAAUGAAUGUUGCUAAAGAGACACAAUUAAAAGGAAGUCAGCACUCUCAAACUGCUCCAGUGAAAUGGAUUUUUCAAGAAAAUCUACAGCCUUGCACUCCAUCUCUUGUUCCUGUUAAGUCUUCAAAUAAUGUGGCUUCAAAGAUUUUAAAAACUUUUGUAGAUAGGAAAAGUUUGGGAGAUAAUACAGUAAACAUGCCACCUUUGAGUACCGUCAGUCCUAAUGGGACACAGACCAAAAGUAUACUUAUUAAAGAUAAUGCUUUGGUUAUGUUUAAUGGGAAAGUCUAUCUAUUGGCUAAAAAGGGGACAGAUUCUUUGCCACCACAAAUUAACCAAAAGACCUCUGUUUCUCCUGAUACUCCACCAAGAAAAGACACAUCACAGAUAGUGAGUUCAAGUCCAGUCACAGAAAUAUCCAGAAAGGUUGUAAAUAUUGUUUUGGCUAAAAGUAAAUCUUCCCUGAUGGAGACAAACUCACUUUCAAAUACCCAGCUUUCUUCCAUGGCCAAUCUAAGGGCAGAGAAGAAUAAAAAAGUGGAGAAAUCAUCUCUUUCCACCCCAAACCCAUAUAGCAUGAACCAAUCCAUUAACUACUUAAAACAGAGUAAGACUUUAUUAACAAAGCCAGUCUUUCCAGAUGGAUUUAGUACAGGACAGAAUGCCCCCAGAAAAGGAAAUAUCCAGACCAUAGAGAAAAUAAGUUCCUCUGUUGAUGCAACAACUGUUACUUCACAACAGUGUGUUUUCAGAGACCAAGAACCAAAGAUCCAGAAUGAGAUGGCAUCAACAUUAGAAAAAGUUGCUCAAGAAAGAAAUGACAAGAAAAAUUCUGAAGGGAGAAACGAUAAGGCAUUAUAUUUGAAGAGUGAUGCUGAAUUUAAAAAGAUAUUUGGUCUCACUAAAGAUGUGAGAGUGUGCCUUACUCGGAUUCCUGACCAUUUGGGCUCUGGAGAAGGUUUGGAGUCCUUUAGCAAAUUGAUGAAGUGUGAUGCUUACAAAGCAACAGAGUUUGUAGUGAAGGAGGAAGAGAGAAAACAGCCACAGAAUUUAGAUAAGAAAAGAAAAGCAAAAAUCUCUAAGAUGUUGGUGGAUCACACAAAGAGGAAAAAAACGGAGAGUGCCCGUGACACAGCAGUAAAUGGGGGAUCCUGCAUCACCAGUUCCCAACUCGAUAGCAGUGUUGUAACAACUCCGGAUGUAUCACACCACAACAUUCUCACAAGCCGCAACAAAUGCGUAGAAGAGAAGAGAACUGAGAUAGAACCCUGUACCCAGGGGGAAAAAGGCACAUUAAGUUCCAAUGCAACUUUCGAACAAAGUCAUUCCUUUAAUAAAAAUUAUACUGAAGAUUUUUUCCCUAUGACACCUCCAGAGUUAGAAGAAACCAUUCGAGAUGAAAAAAUAAGAAGACUUAAACAGGUGUUGAGAGAGAAAGAAGAAGCUCUUGAAGAAAUGCGUAAAAAGAUGCACCAAAAAUAAUGAAACGUAGCUGUGUUCGACUCCACUGAAAUAGUUGUUUUUUCAUGUUCUGUCAUUUUAAGUUAAUUCUAGAUACAUUCUGAAAAUGUCUUUUUAUAUGAAACUUGCUUUUUCAUUGGUUGGUUAUAACACUUUAUUUAAAGGAUACUAAAAAGGUUGAUUCAUGUAUGACUUGUGAAUAAUCUACAAUAGGGUAUUGGAACCUUUGUCCAGAUACCUUUUUUUGGGAAGGAAAAGUUUUCUAUUUUUCUAUUAGCUAGAAUUCCCCAAGUUUGAAUAUUUGUUCAGAGUUUUUGUUAUUGUUUGUAUUUUUAGCUAAAUUGCUCAGGUGUUAUUCCAACAAUAGUCAGUUAUUGUGUACUAUAAAGGUACACAGCCCAAGGGAGGAUAUGAGCUCUAAACUUCAUGUCGCCAAUAGGCUUGUACAUGUACCCACUGAGUCCCUUUGCCCAUAAAGGAAUACCUACUCAUUAUUGUAAAUUUUCAAAUUCCAUGAAAGAAAAUGUACAAUAGCAACAUUAUUUAAAUAUUCACACUUCUCAGAAAUGAGGGAAACUUGUUUUAUAGCUUUUACCAAGUAGUUUCAUAUAACCCAAAAUGGUUUUUAGAAUUCAGGUCGUAUGUAUCAUUUGUUUAAAGUGGUAUGUUGUAAUUCUUAGACAAGUGCUGCUGCUUUUUUUUUGGAACAUGUACACACGUGACUUGGAUUGUAUGAACAGUAAAUCUGAAAAAAUGGCCAUAGUUAAUAUGUGUAGCUUUUUAAAGAUAGGGGUAAGCAUGUGUUACAUGAUUUUCUUUGAUUUGGAGAAUUUAGGAGCAGUGUGGAAACAGGGGAGGGGUAGAAGGUUAUUUAAAAAAUAAAAAAGAUUAACAAAUCCCUGAAAGUAAGGUUACAAAAGUCCAGUGUUGGCAAUAAAUAGAAAACAGUAAAUCAGAAAAUACUGAAAAGGAAGUAGAACAAAGCCUCAGCUACAUCCUUCUGCCUCUUUUUGUAGCUGCUUUAAUGAAAUAGUGUAUUAUAAAAUUGACCCUUUUAAAUGGUUUUUUAUUCACAAAUUAUUCAGCUGUCAACCUGAUCUAAUUUUAAAAUACGUUCAUUGCCCCCUAAAAACUCAUACCCAUUAGCAGUCUUCUCCAUACUCUCCUGCCUCCUACCCGAGGCAAUCAUUGAUUCACUUUUUGUAGAUGAGCCUGGUGAGGACAUUUAUGAGCAUGGAAUGAGGCUUUCAAUGUUUUCUUUUGCCUGGUUUCUUUCAUUUAAUGUUUGAUCUAUGCUGUAGCAUGUAUUAAAACAGUUGUUUUUUAAAUUGCUAAGAGUCCAUUGUAUGGAUAUACCACACCUUGUUUAUCCCCUCAUUUGCUUAUGGACAUUUGGAUUGUUAAGGAUAUUAUGUAGCUAUGAAUGUAGGAUGUUGCUGUAGAUACUAUGACUGUUUAGAUACAUCUUUUUGUGUAGAUACAAUGUUUUCAGUUCCCUUGGCUAUAUAUCUAAGGGAAUAACUCUUUAACAUUUUGAGGAGUUGCAGCCUACUCCAGUCAGGUUUUGUUUCCUCUGCUACACUAGCGUGAAUUUUGUCAACACCACCAGUGACUUCCAUGUUGCUAGAUCAAUUGUCAGUCUUCUUUAUCAAUCGGAGCAUAAUAUUGUGGAUCAUUAAUUCUUUUGAAAAAAAAAUGUUUGAAUAUUUCAUUAUUAAAGAAGUAGUUUGUAUCCAUUGUAGAAAAUUUUAAAUACAGAAAGCUAAAAUACUAAAUCUUCAUAUUCCCAUAUCUAGAAUUUACCCUUGUUAGCUUUUUAGUGUGUAUCUUACCUCUAUGUACCAUAUAUACCUGCAUAUUUUUAGCAAAAUAUGCUCAUCCUAACUAUUCUGGAACAUACUUUUAAAAUUGUCACUCUUAUUUAGAGUUUUCAAAUUUAGGUAUCCCCAGUUGACCUCAGAAUAUCUUUUACAGCUUGUUUUCCCAAGCUCUGUCAAAUUGAGGACUACACAUACUGUCUUUUGUAAAUAAAAAUUCUUUUUAUUUAGCUUAGUUUUUUAAAAUGACCUUGAUUUAUUAAGAAGCCAGUCAGUUGUCAUGAUUCUUCUGUCCUCGAUACACUUUGUUAGAACACAUUUCUACCUCGUUCUCCUCCUCCCAUAUGUCUUCUCUCAGUACCUCUGUACCUAAAGUCUCAGUUCCUGAUUUGUUUCUUUGCUUAUACUUAUUUUCUUGCUGAUACUCAGUUUCAAGACCUUAAAAUGAGGCCAUGACGAGUUGUUAAAUGUGUGUUAACACCUUCUGGAUUUUUAUCUUUAUUCCCAAACAGCUCUUUUAGAUUUCAGGUUUGUGUAGCCAGUUGCCUAUUUGAUAUUACUAUUAGUUUCUAAAUAAACAUAUCAGAUUGUUGU